AUGCCUAGGGCGCCGGCAAUUCAGGACGCCGGUCAGCUGGCCGUCCCCUUCCCCGGGCUCCUCCGGGAAGCCGCCCCUUCCUUGGCUGAAGCGAGCCGGAGAAGGCGAGCAGCGCCGCACCGAGAAACAACAUCGCUUCACCCGCCGCCGCUUCUACUAGCCCACUUGCUGAAGAAACAUGGAGUCACACGUGAGGCUUAUGCAACUCGAGUGGCGUCCGCCGCGGCCAAUGGAGGCUCCCCGAGCGGCGACGCGGCCCACACGGUAUGCAGAUGUGGCUUCGCCUCAGCCAAUCCCCGCCCGCCCGAGCGGGCUCCCUCAGGCACGGUCACGUUUCUGACGGUAUGAAGCCCGGAGUUUGCCGGGCUGUGAGGGGGCCGCUUCCCGGGGAAGGAAGAGGCGGCGGCGAGUGAGCCGCUGAGGGGAGAAACGAGGGAAGCGGCCGAGCGGAGGGGGUGGGCGAAGGAAGGACUACCGACCGCUCCCGUCCUUCUCCCCCAUCCCCGUUUCCGCCCCCGCGGAGCCCUCUCGAGGCAGGCAGCGUCACUCGUUGUAUAACCGGCGGCUUCCGCCAGGCGGGUCAGCCGCUCCUCGCGCCCGCCGCCACCGCCGGGGCUGUAGCGCGGGGGGCGCGGGAGCCUCGGUCAGGGUAAGCAAGCGGCGCUGGUGGUGUUUGGGGGGCGGGGAGGCCUGGCCUUUUCCCUGCCCGUCACACCCCCUUCCUGCGGGAGGAAAAGGGCGGCGGGACGGGGCAGCGCCGGUGGAGCCGAGGCUGCUCUUGUGCGCGGGAGAAAAUGCCUGGGUUGGCUUGGUUUCGUGGGGGGGGGGUCUCCUGCCUGUGUAUCGGUGGGAUGGAGGGGCUUAACUAAUCUGAACCAAGAGGAGGAGGAGGUUCCCACGUUUCCUCUUAUUCUGUGGCGUUUCGCUGUGCGGCAGGCGGGGGGGGGUCGUCUUUCUUUUCUCCUUUUUAAAUGGGAUUCAAGGAAACGAGGUGCUCGGGCAUGAAAAGCGGCGGUAUGAAGUACAGCAGAUAAUGUAGCUGCGUGGCUUUUGCGACCCCCACGUGGGGGGGGGGGGUGGGCGGCGGCGGCGGCAGCCGAAGGACACGUGGGGAUCGGGAUGCAGCGGAAGUUUUUAAGAAGUGGCCUCGCGCGUGCCUGGGUUGUGUAAGUGUGCUACUAAUAAUAAGGCUGCACGCCUCCUGAAAUGCACGCACCGGAGCGAGCCCCUUGGAGCGCCAACUGGAAUAAAAUAUUGGGGGGGGAGGGCAGGUGAGCCCCGCCCCGCAUAAUCGAUCACAUGACGUGGUGCGCGAACAGCAUUUGAAUGACUAUGCCCAUCAACUUGUGGAGGGGGCGGCCCCGUCAAAUAUUUUAUUGGGGGGGGGGGGCGAAGGCUCCUUGGAGUUGAUUACCAUGGGGGGUUGUAAGUGACUGACACUACCGGAUCGCUUAGGCCACCGCUGGGUCACUGGGCUGCUUUCCGUCUGUCAGUCGUGGCCAAACUCUGCAUAGGCUCCGUUGAAGGCAGUACUACACGCUUUGUACGUUGGGGGGGGGGCGGGAGGCGAGCUGUCAGGUAAGCUGCGCAAGGGUUGCCAGGGUGGCUUUCUCUAAUCCUUUGAGCCUAGCGUUAGGUGGUAGGAUAGAAUAAUGGUUUACACUUAAUGCUUCACUUGCGCUUUCAGUGAGCCAAGAUGUGUUUUUAAUUUUAGGUGCUGUAAAUUUUUCCCGUUGGCUGGUUGCAUGCCUUGUUAAUUUUGUACGGUCCCCACCCGCCCCCGCCUCCCAAGUUCAUUGCAGAAUGAUGUGAUGUAACUGAGAUUAGUUGUGUCUUGAGCAACAAGUCCCUAGGUUUAUGAUUGAUUAUGCAAAUGUUUGCUGAUGCUGAAUGGCUAUCAUUUUAGAUAGUGGUUAAAUUGGUCUGGAUUUUUAAUAGUUUUGAUUACAAAAGUGAUACAGUCUUUUAGUACUCCUCUGGUAAAUUCAGAGUGGUACACCUGCUUUAUUCAGAGAUAGUGUAUGGGCAGCAUAAGUAAAUGGGCAUUGUUGAGAAGGAAUGGCAAGUUAUAUAUUUUGCUUUCUCAAAAGACUUUAUAAUUUUGCUUUUUUAAACUAGUUUGGAUAGUAAACUUUCAUGUCACUCUCAUCUUUAAAAUAUUAAAACAUCCUGAUACUAGUAUAUGUGCAGCAGUAUAGUACUUCAAGAAAUACUGCAUUGAGUAAUUCUCAUUGGUUUGGGAUUUCAGAAUGUUAUUUGCAAGGAAAACACCUGCUGCAGCCUUUCCCAGUGAUGUAAAAUACCUUUAAGAACUUGUACUGUAGUCUAAUCCUAUACAGAAGUAAUUUUCACCUUAUUGAUAAGGCUUUUCCACAAGUAGAUGUGCAUAGGAUUGGAGCUCUAAUUGAUACAUCAUUUAUAGCAGGUGAUAGGUGGAGUUGAUUAGUAGUUGAAACUAGGUGAGAUGUUUUUAUCAGAAGUGAUAUUUCAAGUUUCUGCUGUGUUCCUUUAAGCAGGCGUGCUGUUUGUGUGCCUCUGACACAGUCAUUUAUGUAACUGUACUUGUGGCCUGGAAUUACAAGGAAGAACCUUGCUGCUUUUUAUGAAACACAGGAGUGGAAUUUUGAAAGCUCUUUAGUAGUAGAAAGACAAAUGUGGAACGGGAAACUUUUAAGAUGGUGGUCAUCUCUAGUACAAAAUGGGGAGCAAAUGAUGGGCAUUUGGGCUGAACAAAACUUAUUCUGUUAAAGGCUAGAAGGUGAUAUUUUCAGCAACUUCAGUAAAUUUGUAUGACAUCUUAUCUAUUUUUGUUGGCAAUUCUGUUCCUUUCUCCCAGUGCUCUUAUUUUCCCCCUACCCCCUAUACUUUGGGAUUCAUAUAUCCUGAAUCAAAAAGAGGCAAUCAUGUCAUGCUCUGCAAUAGAGGUUCUCAGGCUGUGAUCUACGAGGUCCAUUCAAGUGGCCCAUGGCAAGGUGGCAGAGUACUUGAGAAUACCUGUACUUGGCCAUGCACUUGAUUUAUUUUUUCUGAUGAUGGAAUUGAAGCUGUUCUGACCAGGCUUGGAUUUUCAUACAUGCUAACAAGGCCCUGGCCUGAGGCUUGUGGUUUUCAUAAUAAACCACUGGUGCAGUCUACUAUCCCCCCCCCCCCCGUUGAUUUCCCAUUAAAAGCCUUCUAGUUAGAGGUCUUUUUCAGUUGCCUGACUUAGGAUUCAUGAUUUUUUUUUGUAAUUCUGAGCUGAUUUUAACAAUGAUGUUGGUUCUGAAAGGCGGGGAAAGUUACUUUAUCUUUGCUUCCCCAAUUGUCAGAAGAUAGUGAACCAUAAGAGGACCCGGAUUUUUUAAAUGAAAACCUUGGUCAAAUGCUGUUUGAAAGUCCAUGACUAGAAUGUCUGCCAAAUAAUUCCCAUCCACAUUCUUGUUGACACUGGCAAAGAACUGAAAAGUUUGGUGAAGCAGGACUUUGCUUUGCAAAAUCCAUGCUGAUUCUUCUUUUUUGUGAGGUUUGUUCUGCUAUAUGUGUAUGCACUCUCUCUCUGUGUGUAAGUAUAUAAUAUUUAAGCUAAUUUGCCUGUCGUUUCCAAUACAUUCUGUCUUGUGACUUUCUAAUUCUUAGUUUUGUUGCCAAGUCUGAGAAUUUCAUCUGUUGUCACUGUUUCACUCUGCUCUUCAGAUACCAUUCCUGAAAUAAUGACUUCGAAUUGUAUCUUCUGCAGAGAAGACAGAUGCAAAUAACUCAUUCAACUUCUCUGCAAUGUCCCUUAUCCUUAAUCAGUUUUUUCUCUCCCUAGUUUCCCACUCUUAUCGUAUUUAAAUGUGUUGGCCUUAAUGUAUAGAACACUUAUUUUCUCAGUUUUGACAGAAUUUGUGGAGCCCUUUUGUUUCAUCAUUUGGACAAGACUUUACACUGAAAUCCAAUAUAAUUAAGGGGUUAAAGUGUCAGAUUCGGGGCAGGUCAAAUAACAUCUUUAAUUUACCCUUUCAGCUUCCUUUUAUGAAAACCCUUACCUCAUUUGUAAGAAUGGUUCUCUUUUGAAAACAAAUGUUACAAUAUUGGUGUUUCUUGACAGCUUUUCAUUUAAACAUACAUUGAACAUACAGAAGCAUAUGAUAGAAAGGACAAGUAGAGGAUUGGUCAUAGACCUAUUUAUGUGCAAAGAUGAUUUUAGUAACAAAUGUAGCUUGCUCAUAGCUGAGUCAGUGAAACCAUUUUGUCGUUAAGCUAUUAUGUAAACACAUGGCACAUAACUAUGACAGACUGGUUUUCAUUGCCAAAAAGGCCUAGUUGCUAAGUAACAUAGCAACAAGCCAAUUAAUUCUUAUAGUAUCUGUAGUGAAAAUCUGGAGAUGGUUAUGAGAUAGAAAGAUGUGUCUGCUGUUGAAGACUAUUGGCAAACUGUGAGUGCAGUUCUGUUUACCAGCAUUUGCUGAUCUGGUUCCCCCCAGAUAUUUUGGAUUACAACUCACUUCAGCCCCAGCUAGUAAGGUUGUGCAUGAGUUGUAGUACAAAACAUCUGGAGGGGUCCAGGUUGGCAAAAGCUGCCAUACCCACUUACCUGGAGGAAAGCUCUUUUGAACUCAAUGAGACCUAUUUCUGAGCAAAUAUGCACAGCUUUGCAGUGUCUGUUAAUGAUGGUUAUAAUGAACAGGACAGUGGAGCCCCAUGUUACAUACCGUCCUCAUUACAAAUACUUCAGGUUACUAGCUCCACUAACCCGGAAAUAGAUGCUCCCGGUUGCGAACUUUGCCCCGGGAUGCGAGCGGAAGUUGCAUGCCGGUAGCACAGCAGGAGUGGGAGGUGCCAAUAGCGAAAGUGCGCCUCAUGUUCAGAACUGUUUUGGGUUACACACAGACCUCCGGAACGAAUUAAGUUCAUAACCGGAGGUACCAUUGUACCUGGUAGGGAUGCAACCUUUGUUCUUAAGUAUAACUGGGGGCAAUUUAACAGAUCUGUUACAUCUCCACUUUAUUUCUCUUGAGGAAUGCAAAUAAAAAUGGUGGAACCAUUUGAAGUUUAGAAAAGUUUAGUUUUUCUUGAUUAAGCAGGAAAUGGUAUUAGAAUAUUAACUUGCAUUAAAUGCUUGAUGUUGCAAACCUGACUAGGAGACUUGGAUUUUCAGGAGAGAAGUGCUUGGUCAGUUCCUACAAGAGGUAUGAAUACCUCUAUUAAAAAAAAGUGGCAUGUUAAAAUGUUAGCCAUGCCUGAAUGUACCAUGAUCACUCUUCUUCCUAAAAAACAAAUGUUGAUGCAUUAAUUUCUAAUAUGCAUCUUCCUUAUUUACCGGUAAAUCCCUGUCCCAGUAACUGGAACAAAUAUGGUUAUGUUGUAAGGCUUGGCUGGAGGCAGUGUGUUAUUUCUGAGUUUUAGCUGGAAGCAUGUAGUGGUCAGCACUUUUCUAGUAUAAGGUGCUGGUUAGUUGUCAAUUUCAUAGUUGCACUGUGGUGUUAAGAAAGCAAAUGUGCUGCAUAUAAUUGUCCAUAUUUUAUUUGAAUUGUACUGUGGGAGUGAUUGAAAAUAAAUAAAUCUACACCUGUUACUAUGACAGAAAGUCGUCAACAGGUUUACCACAUCUAUCAGCCAAUCACCCAUUCCCACCACCCUUCUGAGUAAUACCCCUCCCCACCCUCCCACUAUAUAUAAGGGUCUGGUGACUUCUGUUUCAGUGUAUCUGAAGAAGUGUGCAUGCACACGAAAGCUCAUACCAAUAACAAACUUAGUUGGUUUCUAAGGUUCUACUAGAAGGAAUUUUUUUUUGAAAGUUUGUUUGGAUUUUUUCAUUGCAAAAACUGCCAAUUUACAACUGUCUUUGUUAAUGCUACAGGUGCGACUUCUGCUCUCUUCUAAAGAACCGUUUGACUGACUCGAAGCCCGUGAAAAAGGUGUGUCCCCUAAAGCAGAUGCUUGGUAUGUUUUCAAUCUUUAAAAUCCUUAAUUCUUAAUUUACUAUAAUAAGAACACACACCCCCCCACACACACAUACAUCUGAUACCUUGGUGACUGAGUAGUUUAGUGGAACUCACAUCCUCUUAAAGUAUGCUUAGGAAUUAGUCUAAAUGUUUUGAAUUUUUUGUUUAAUGAAAAAGUUUUCAUGUAUUGUAAUUUUUUUCUGAUUUCUUGGUUUUAUCUUUUUGGAAACCGCUUUGAUUUUUUUUUACGAUCAAGUGGUGUAUAAAUUUUAUUAAAUAAAUAAAAUAAUUUUAAAAAAUUGCUAGUGUGUGUGUUUUGGGGGGAAUAAGUACUUUCCUUUGUAAAUACCACACUGGUCUUAAAAUGCUAUCUGCUCUUGAGCUCUGAUUAAUUCUAUAUCUGUUAGAAACUAUUUUAUAGUGUAACAUUUUUUGGAUUUCAUGGGUACUUCUGUAUAAACCUAGUUUAAGUUGUAAUGCCUUUUCCCCCUUUUCAUACCUUUUGUUCCAGAGUUAUUAAAAAAUACAUCAAGAGGUUGCUUGAAAAAUCCACUUGUCAGUGAAAAAUCUAAUUGGAAACUAUGAAGGUCUAAGGACAAUCAGAUCUUAGUGCUCUUUUGUAAAUGAAAGGCUAAAUAGUUAUUUGUUACAGGGUUGGCAUAACUGACCAUCUUCGGCAUUUAUGUGCUUCCAAAAUAUUUGUAGAGAACAUCAUUGCAGUGGGAUUCCAGGUAUUUCUCUUAUAUUUUAUAGUUCUAGAGGUGUCCGGAUCCUAAUGGCUGAGAAUUAACAUUAGAAGAGGAAGAAACAAGGUUUAAGUGCAUUGCAUUCUGGACCUAGGUUGUGCUUUUUGAUGCUAGCUGGGAGGGACCGUGAUGUAUGGUACAUUUAUGCCAACCUUUCUUUUUAAAAUAUAAGGUAAGGCAUGACAGUUGUAUUUCAUAAUGUGAUCCCAGUAGCUGACCAUAUCUCUCAAUAUAGAUUUAUGGCUCUGCAGAUACUUAUAUCCAAUUAUUUGCUUAUUCCCUCUUGUUAUUUGCUGCUGUUUGGUUCAAGGCUGUUUCUUGGUGUAAGAGGAAUAGUACAGUAAGUUUCAUAAUAGAAAGUAUCCAAGUAUGGCUAGCAGUAGUAAUGUAGUUAAAAAAGGUAAAGGACUCCUGACAGUUAAGUCCAGUCGCGAACAACUCUGGGGUUGCGGCGCUCAUCUCGCUUUACUGGCCGAGGUCAAUAUGGGUCAAUAUGUAAAAUGUCUAGAAAAUUCAGUUAGGGUAUAUAAACCUUUGGUUCAUCAGGGUUAUAUUAAGUCUCCUAAAUGAGACUAACUCUGAAAGCACUUUUGGACAAUUUCUCUAACCUUCCAUCAUUUAUAUAGAAAUGGUGAACCAGAAAAUCUAAAGUGAUUAUGUACCAUAUGACCUGCAACAAUAUACUAAUUUUGUUAAUAGAACCAGAAUAUUAACACAUUUUUUCACAAUUAAUAUUUAUGGGGUUAGAUGCAAACUAUGUUGUAUGCAUUUAAGAUCUGCUGACUUCGGUGGUACCAAAGUGUGACUAACUUCAUCUAGAUUCAGCCAGUAGUUCUUUGCAUGCUCAUUCAACAAAUGUUUUUCUUCCUCCUAGGUGAACUCAGAUGUAAAAUUUGA
Molecule: messenger RNA, 7549 nt
Organism: Podarcis lilfordi (Lilford's wall lizard)
Lineage: Eukaryota; Metazoa; Chordata; Lepidosauria; Squamata; Lacertidae
Source: the annotation of a GenBank genome assembly